CGCUCUAAAUAUUAAUUAUCCUUUUUUUGUAUAUCUAAUAAUCGUAAAAAGUAAGUUAUGCGUGAGAAAUAUAUAAUUUCCAAUAGUUUCAUCAUUCAUAUUUCAUGUAUUUACAUGAUAAUUAAAUGCAUAAUAAUUAAUUGGAUAUUUUAAUUAGUAAAAGUACACGAUGCAUUUAUAUUUACAGUUUAUAGAUAACUCACUGACUAGUGUAUUAUUUAUUAUAUAUAAUUGAUAGUAAUAAUAUACUGUUAUGGAAAAAUAUGAUAUCAAUGGUCAAAUCGGCGAAGGAGCGCAGGGCUUGGUCUUGAAAGCACGUGACUCAUCUAGGGAUCAAGAAGUGGCACUAAAGAAAAUAAUGAUUAAAAAAAGCGAGAGUGGUUUGCCCGCAUCCAUCAUACGUGAAGUGAAAAGUCUACAGCAACUCGAACAUCCUUACGUCAUAGAGCUGUUAGAUGCUUUCCCGAACGGUUUAGACUUUGUGAUGGUGUUCGAAUACAUGCCAACGGGUCUAUGGGAAAUAUUAAGAGACCCUGAAAUAUCCUUGACACUAGAGCAAAUUAAAACAUACAUGAAAAUGUUGUUGGAAGGCAUAGCGUAUGUGCACGCCAAGAAUAUAAUUCACAGAGAUUUGAAACCUGCGAAUUUGUUGAUCAGCGAAAAGGGUGUUCUGAAAAUCGCUGAUUUUGGUUUGAGCAGAUUGAUGUGGCGAGACGGCACGAAGCCGUAUUCUCAUCAAGUCGCCACACGGUGGUAUCGAGCACCAGAGUUACUUUACGGAGCACGUUAUUACACAUCCGCGAUCGACAUUUGGUCAAUCGGUUGCAUAUUCGGCGAAAUGCUGAAUGCUUCCCCAUUAUUUCCAGGUGAAACUGACAUCGAACAACUGGCUAUCGUUUUGAAGUUCUUGGGUUCUCCUACAUCCGAAUCCUGGCCAGAAUUAACUUCGUUACCGGAUUACAACAAGAUUACUUUUCCUUAUCACAAAGGUACGUCAUGGGAGAGCAUUGUUCAAGACGCGCAGCCGGAAGCCAUCGAUCUAAUCAGGCAAAUUUUGAUUUACAAUUCGUCGAAACGUCUCACGGCUGACCAGGCAUUGUGUCACAUAUACUUCUAUUCUAAACCAUAUCCCUCUGUGAAGAAUCUAAUAAGACCACCGCCGGAUCAUCGCCUCCGCGUGAAAUCGAAAGAAAUUGCUCCAAAUGUGCAAGCGAGUACACUUUUCGAAAAUCUCUUAAGCAUUGUAUAAUGAUGAUUGUUAUGAUUUAUAUUAAUUGGUAUGCUAUUGAGGCUAGAGAUUAAAAAUAUUUUCUUCGUAGAA
Molecule: messenger RNA, 1321 nt
Organism: Monomorium pharaonis (pharaoh ant)
Lineage: Eukaryota; Metazoa; Arthropoda; Insecta; Hymenoptera; Formicidae
Product: cyclin-dependent kinase 20
Exons: 5
Coding region: 254-1249 (331 amino acids)
Biological process (GO): protein phosphorylation
Cellular component (GO): nucleus
Molecular function (GO): cyclin-dependent protein serine/threonine kinase activity; ATP binding
Source: RefSeq, a predicted model, not a curated record